Molecule: messenger RNA, 5382 nt
Organism: Suhomyces tanzawaensis NRRL Y-17324
Lineage: Eukaryota; Fungi; Ascomycota; Pichiomycetes; Serinales; Debaryomycetaceae
Exons: 2
Coding region: 1-5382 (1793 amino acids)
Biological process (GO): maturation of 5.8S rRNA from tricistronic rRNA transcript (SSU-rRNA, 5.8S rRNA, LSU-rRNA); maturation of LSU-rRNA from tricistronic rRNA transcript (SSU-rRNA, 5.8S rRNA, LSU-rRNA)
Cellular component (GO): nucleolus
Source: RefSeq, a predicted model, not a curated record
AUGACUGAACCACACAAUCCAAACAAGAGGAAGUGGGAACGUCCCACAUCGUCCAACGUGGACUCCUCACUCCUUGAGAAGCUCGCAGAAAUUGUGAAUUCGAAGGAUGAGGCGCCCCUCAUUAAGUUCAUCGAAUCAUCGUCUCUUUCUAGAAUCUUGUCCAAUUGGUCCUACUUUGCCCUGGUCAACGAUCAAAGCCAAUUCAUCGACAUAUCCCUGAAGUUGUCGCAAGUCACACACCGCAUCAAUUCAGUUACGAACCCAGAUACUACCUCGGACCCAAAUAGUGUCACCAGCCAAUUGGCUAUUCUCAACCUUAAGCCUCAGAUCAUCGAAUUCUACAAGUCGAUCCUAAAUGACCACAUCAAAGUGGUCUACAGAGCCUUGAACAACUACAAACCUUCUUUGACCAAUCCUACCUUGAGAAUCCUUACCAAUAUGAUCGAAUACGAUGCAUCGAUAGCCAUCGAAUUUUUAAACACUUUCGAUUUAACCUUGACGAUCUUGCCCAAGCUCUUACUUCCUGGCAAGAACGACAACGCAAAGAAAGGAUAUCUUCCCAUUAGAGCUACCUUUAUCAGGUUUUGGAUUGCUCUUUUGUCUAAAGCCCCUAGCCAUCACAGACAAGAUUUAUUGGUGACAAAUGUCAAGAUCAUGAACAAUUGGUGGAAGUUCAUGUUUGAGGCCGAUUCUAUCGAAACUCUUGAAUUAGUGAUCGAAUUCAUCGAUACUAAGAUAUUGAAAGAACCAAACUUCAGAAGAUCAAUCAAGUGUAAAAUAUUGAACGAAAACUUUAUGCAUAAAAUCCAAUUAAUAUUCAACAGAAAUGAUAAUGAAACUUUUUCUGCUAAAUUCACUGAGUUUAUGGAAGUUUUAGCUACCGAUUCAAAGAUCGGGUUGGUAUAUCCUGUGGAGAAAUUAUGGCAAUCUCAGAUCAGUACCGGGGUGGAUAUUCAGUUAAACAACAAGACAUUCAAAAUUCAUAAUAAGUUGAUCUACACUCUUUUGACUACCCUCAAGCCGUGGGAAAACAACGGGCAGCUCCAAUUUGUUGUCAAAAUCUUGAAACUGACGCCUGAAUUGGUUCCCGCUUAUAUGAACUGGAUGAUCCAGCAUGGAGGUGGUUAUCAUGAUCCUACUCUUACAUCGUGGUGGGUGGGCCAUACUUUAUUGUACACGCACAUCAUCCAACUACCAAUCCCUCAGCAAAUUUUGAAGCAAGUGACAAACGAUUCGUCAUUCAUCAGUCAAGAACAUUCUUAUGACUCUAAAACUGUAUCAGAUAACAUCUGCCUUGCUCCUUUAUCUAAGCAGGCACUCACAAAAUGUUUGGAAACCAAUAAGCUCUUAAUUACCCAAUUCACCUUACAAUUGAUUGUUUUUAUUUUACAGAAACUUGACGAGGUUUUGAAGUCGGGAAUUAUCACCAAUAGACAGGAAUUGAUUGAUUUAACCUUCUACAAUUUACCAGACUUAUCCAACAUUAUUCAGGUUUACUCAAAGAAUCCAGAUAGCAAGUUGAUCAAAUUGACCCUGUUGAUGAUCAUCAACCUUUACGAGAAGAUGUAUCCCAAGGCUGCAUCUUCAGCCCUUGUUACCAAAGUGUCUAGCAAUGGUAUUAAUGAGGUUAUCAAGGCUGACUUGAUUAAUUGCACUGGUUACGAUUUGACUUUAUUGAACCAUUAUCUUUCCAUCCAGUCAAACCAAGACCAAGAACAAGACUUGAAAUGGUGGAAUAAACCAAAUGACGGAAACUCAUUCUUCACUUGUCUAAUCAGAUUAGCAUCUUCGGCUGCACCAGCUACUUCUAGAACAUCCUUGGACGAAUCUCUAGUUUGGAGACUUUCCAAUUUGCUUUCCACAUUGACGGAUAACAAGCUUUUAUUCAACAAAGAUUUGAUUGCAUCUCCUAUCUUGGCACUUAUCUAUGCAUCAAGUGAUUACACCACCAAUAUCACUAUCUGGAAUUUCCUUGAUGAAGUCAUCUCCAGAACAAUCAGAACCCCUUAUAAAUAUCUUGAUUUGGCUCAUGAAAAGUAUAAUGAUGUCAGUUUGUUUGUUGUUGCUAUCUACGAACAAUUCAAGUUCGUUCUCAAAAACAACACUGAUGACACUGUCCUUGAAUGGUUAUUUAAAUUAUCGAGAUAUCUUAUCGUUAUCGGCGAAUCAAAGGAUGCUUUGAUUUCAAUUAUGAAAGACUACUUGGUCAAUGAGAGUGGUUUCAAGGAAAACUUCCAAAGCUUGGAAUUAGACGACACAGUUGAACAAUCUGGCAACUCAUUUGUGAACUACAUUACAAAUAUUUCAAAUAAGGAAUUGGUAAAGAAGUCCAGUCAAUUGUCGAAGAGAACUAUUCUUUCUAAGUUUGAUUUGGCUGGAUUGAUCACAAGGUUGAAGUUGAUUGUGAAUGAUAGUUCUAUAAAUAAGGUUGACGAUUUGUUGGUUGAGCUUGUAUCCAAGUUGGGAAACUUCUUAUUGGCUAGUGUGUCAUCGGAUGCCCAAUUAUACAAUUAUAUGGUGUCAAAACAUUUUUGGACUGGGUUGACUUUAGAAAAGCAAGACUCGGCCACUGUGAGUGGAAAGAAGCUCUUCGUUGGUGGUCUCUUGAAUGAAGUGUUUCAACAAUUACCAGGUGUUCCGCAAGCCGAAAGCUAUUUGAAUACUAAAAUCUAUCAAAUCAUUUCAGGUAGGGAGUCUUACUCCACAGAACAACAGCUUUACUUUGCUCAAUUUGCAUGGAUUUUAUCUGAUUCUCAAAUCAGAGAAUUAUCUUCGCAAUUCGGGCCCAAUCAAUUAUUGACCCUCAAAGUAUGCGAAUAUUGCCUUGAGAGAGACAUUAAAGUGGGAUCUAAAUACUUCCGGUCCAUUCUUUCUUGUGAGUUUGACAAGACCUUUAUUGUGGACAAACAGCAAAUCUUAUCAAGAUUGGUAGAAUCAAACUUGGUCGAGUUGGAUGAGAACAUCGUUGAGGAAAUUGAAAACAUCUUGUCAAGCCCAUCCAAUCAUUACCUUCUUAAGAGUUUGAUCAAUAGUUCAAUCAGUUCUAAAAACGAAGUUAUCAAUUACUUGAUUGGAAAGUCAGAAACCAUUAAUGAUGAAAACUUGCUUUGCUACAUUGGUUACUCAAUUUGUUCUGUACUUGAAACGAUACAAAAUUCCAACUUGGAAAUGUUCUUCAUCAGGAUUACCAAGAUUGCAACCAACCUAUUGGAAUCUGAAAACAUUGAACAGUGGGCUCAAUUGUUGACAAUUUUGGCUAAUGGAUUGAAGUACAUUGGUCAAGAAGAGUCUGAAAUAAUAAUCGGUCAAGUGUUUGUUUACGUUGAGAAGGUCGGGUUAAAGAAUAGUAUGUUGAGUGAAUUUGCUUCAUUCAUCCUUGGAUUCAUUCAACAUUCCAAGAAUAUCAAUUCAGAAAUCACAUCCUGGAUUCACAAGUCUAUGUUGUACAUCACAAAGAAAUUCGCUGAAUCCCCUGAAUUAUCCUCAAAUUUUGACUCAUUUUUGAAAGCCAUUGCAUUGAUCGUGCAACAAAUUACUUCUAUGAACAACUCGGUAUGGAAGUUGAUUCCCGUCAGUAUCAUUAACACUCAACUAGAAGUCAUAUUGAAUCACCCCAAAUGGGUAAACUAUGAAAAGUAUCUUGAGUACGUUAAUCUUGUAAUCAUGACUGGACAAAGAAGUACUAUUCAAUAUGAGAAAUUAUUGCAAAUUUUCAUCAAUAAUCCUGCCAACGAGUUGAAUUCUUUGCCAAAUAUUACGAAAGCUAGAUUCUAUUCUGCAUUGAUUAUUCACAAUCUCUUCCAUUAUGAUGUUUCGAAAAAUUCCAGUGUUGGUUUAUUGGAAAAAAUCGCUUUGUUCUACCUUGGCUCAAUCAGAUGUGAAGAUUUAUUGCUUAAGACUAUAUUUGUUGAAAUCGAAUCAAAGAUUGCUACUUCUUGGGUGUACAAGGUGACUUCGUGGGAAUUCUCUGAAGAGUUAACUAAUAACGAAAUUGAAUUGACAGGAGAAGGAGAAAAGAGAUUGGUUGAAAAGGACAAGUCUAGCUUGACCAUCUGUUUGAGCAAACGGUUCAUUAAUAACACUAUCAAAAACGGUGCUCGAAUCACAGCUCCUGUCCAUAUCAAGGGCGAAUCUGUCGAGAACUCAUUAAGCAAAUUAAAUGAAUGGUACUCUACAAAUGAGAUCAUGAUUGAUCAAUCGUACCAAAAUACUAUUUAUGACACCGAGACUCUUUUGAUGUUGUUGAUCCAUAAUGAUGAGUUUGUAAAGAUCGAGAAGGAUGAAGAAGGUGACAAGAUUUCAUUUGAUUUGAAGAGUUUAAUUGAAUCAAACAUGUUGCAGGUGAUUAUUGUCGGACUCUCUAGUCCAUCCGAGACAGUCAAAUCUAUUUCAUCUGUUUUACUCCAGCGUAUUCUCAAAAACUUGGAGGUUCUCGAGAGCUUCAAGGAUAAGAAUAUUUUCAAGGUCUACAUCUCUAAUAUCUUGAACACGGUCAGAAAUAAAGAGCAAUUACCAAACAUAAUCUGGUACGUCUACUCGUCCUUGGUCCCUAUUCUUUCCAACCCUGGUCACUAUUUGUACGAGAAGGCAUACCGUUACGUUCUUUCCAACCCAAGUUUAUCAAGAGAUAUCCCAUUGUACAAAUCAAUAAUCCACUCACAAACUAGUUCCGACAGUGAAUUGGAAAAUGACGAAUCUUAUUAUAAACAACUCGUGUGGCUUCUUGAGCAGUUUGUGGACGGAAUCACUGGCUCUGAAGAUAUUAACUUGUUCAAGUUCAAAGGUGUUUUUGAAUGGGUGAUGAACUUAACCAACUCUCCGUUCAUUACCAUGAAAAUCAAGUCAUUAAUCUUCAAGUUCUUGUAUAUUAUUCAAAAUAUUGACCACGGGUCUGAUGUCUUGAUCACCAGGUUUGGAAUUUUGACUAGCUUGGAGCAAAUCAUGCAAAACUUAGAUGAGACCCUCUUAGACGAACAAUUGAAGUUGAAUUUAAAACAGGUGGUUUUGCGGUUUGGAGUUAGCGAGGGAUCCAGCAAGAGAAUCAGAGACUGGACUGGUGACGAUUUGGGCGAGUAUCUCGGUAAAAUUGCCCACUAUUCGUUUGACUUGGUGUUGAUUUCCAUCGUGUUGGCAGGAAUCCACCGUAACACUGGGUUGGUGUUUGAUACUUCGAGCUUCUCAUCAGUCGACUUCCGUAGAUGGUUCGGCAACUAUCUUGCCUUUGGUGAGAGAUGCUAUGACACCGUGGUGUCUGGCUUGCGGAUGUCAGGGUACUUCAAGCAACGGAAUUUGGUGUAUGACUAUGUGCAGAGAGAAGCUGGCAAAUUCGUCAAGGAGCAAACUGGAAGAGAUAUUGGCGACUUGCCUAAAGCUGACCAUUAA